UCUAACUAUUCAGAUUAUACAAACAUAAAUGAAAGUGUGACAACUCAACAAAUUUGGUUAAAAUGGCUGCAAAUGGGCCAAAGUGUACCGCAGUUGAUUGUGAUGAUGCAAAUAAAAGCUUGAAGGACCCAAUAAAUGUGGCUGUAACUGGCGCUGCUGGGCAGGUAGCCUAUUCACUGCUUUAUAUGAUUGGCCGAGGUGAAGCUUUUGGGAAGGAUCAGUCAAUCAACCUUAACUUAUUUGACGUUAAUUCAAUGAUGCGAUCACUUGAAGGAGUAGCAAUGGAACUUGAAGACUGCGCCUUACCACUAGUAAAUAACAUCCUUCUAGCUCCGGAUGUGGAAACGUGCUUCAAAGAUGCGGCGGCCAUAUUUCUUAUCGGGAGUAGUGUUCGAAUCGAGGGCAUGAAUCGUAAAUCACUGUUCCAGGCAAGUGUGCCCAUUUUUAAGGAACAGGCGGAAGCUAUUAACCAGGUAGCGUUGAAAGAUGUUAAGGUUUUGGUAUUAGCGAACCCCUGUAAUACUAAUGCUUACGUAUGUUCGCACUAUGCGACAUGUAUUCCGAAAGAGAAUUUCUCCGCUUUAUCGAGACUAGACCAUAACCGAACUAAGGUGCAAAUUGCUCGGAGGUUGGGGAUACCAGCGCAAGACGUUCAAAACGUCGUCAUAUGGGGAGGUCGCUCGGGUACUCAAUUCCCUGAUAUACGUCAUGCAACUGUUUCGUAUAAUGGAGUAUUGCAGUCAGCUGUGUCUGCGUUAGCCGAUGAGAAGUUUCUUCAAAAUACAAUUGUAACUUCUAUUCAGAAACGAAACCCAGCUAUACUUGCUGCUCGAAAACUCGCUUCAGCAAUGUCGCAAGCGAAAGCAGCUUGUGAUCAAAUGCACGAUUGGUGGAAUGGUACCAGGCGAGGUGAAUUUGUGUCCAUGUCCGUUUUAUCCGAUGGCAGUUAUGGUAUACCAAAAGAUAUAUUUUAUUCGUUCCCGGUGCAAAUUCGUAAUAAAAAAUGGCGUAUUGUGAAAGGAUUACCUAUUGAUGAGUUCGCAAGGGAAAAAUUAGACGCCUCAGCUCGAGAAUUGGUUGAAGAAAAAGAGGAAGCCUUGGCGCUGUGUGAAGAAGUAGACGUUGACCAGGGAGGAACACUGACAUCUUAAGGAUGUUCAUCAAUAAAUUGCGUCUCUUUUGUUUUUAAUUUUCAUGACGUUAAUCUGAAAAC
Messenger RNA from Hermetia illucens (black soldier fly), 1213 nucleotides. RefSeq names its product malate dehydrogenase, cytoplasmic-like. Gene Ontology annotation, cellular component: cytosol; mitochondrion. The transcript is spliced from 3 exons. The coding region runs from base 63 to 1151 and encodes 362 amino acids. Gene Ontology annotation, biological process: malate metabolic process; oxaloacetate metabolic process; tricarboxylic acid cycle. The record is from RefSeq and is a predicted model, not a curated record. Gene Ontology annotation, molecular function: L-malate dehydrogenase (NAD+) activity. NCBI's taxonomy places the organism in Eukaryota, Metazoa, Arthropoda, Insecta, Diptera, Stratiomyidae.